AUGCUUUCCUCAUCCAACAACACACGAAAAACUGAGAAUGAAAUUCAUACUGAUCGUUCAUCCAUGAAUGAAAAAAAAGAACCAUCAUUCACAUACCAUCCUUCUAUUCAACAAUUAUUAAAUGCAAUGAAACAUGAAUUACAAUAUCGAGGACCUGAUUACACUGAAAUAUAUUCAUUACCAAUAGCAAAUUCAAAUUUACAUUUCAUUUCAAGUGUAUUAUCAUUGAGAGGAAAUGAGUUAUGUAAACAACCCAUUUAUAAUCAAGAUUUUGUAUUAUUAUGGAAUGGUGAAAUUUAUAGUGAGAGAAUGAAUGAGAUGAAUGAUGAAUUGAAAUAUGGAAAUGAUGAAUUGAAAUAUGGAAAUGAUGAAUUGAAAUAUGGAAAUGAUACAUUAUUUUUAUUUCAUUUAAUUCAUCAAUGUUUUAAGGAUGAACAAGAUGUGAAGAAUGUAAUGGAUUCAUCCAUGAUUGAUAGUACUAUGAAUGGUCAUUACAAUAAUACUAGUUGUAAUAAUACUAGUUCUAGUAGUAAUGAUCAUAAUCAGAAUAAUACUAGUUCUAAUAGUAAUAAUAGUCAUAAUAAUAAUAAUAAUAACAAACACAACAACAAGAAUGAUAUUGAUUCUACACUCUCUUCAAUUAUUUCUAUAUUUAAUAAUAUUCAAGGAGAAUUUGCAUUUAUUUUAUAUAAUAUCAAACAUAAUUAUCUAUUAUUUGGAAGAGAUCGAUUAGGUCGUAGAAGUUUAUUAUUUUCAUUAAUACCAUUUUCACAAGACGAAGAAGAAGAGAUUGAACCUCCAGUCAUUCCUACCACUUCUAUGACUUGUACUCGUUCCAUGACUCCUAUUCAUACUACUACUACCACAACUACUACCACAACUACUACUACCACAGCAGCUAGUACUACUACUACUACCACGAAUCAUUCUACUACCAUGAAUAGGUUCUCCUUAAUACUCUCAAGUACUAGUUUUGCCAUAUUACCUGAUCGAUCGAUGGAUAGUAGUAAUAGUAGCAGCAGCACCACGAUAGAAUCAUCAUGUUCUUCUUCACUUAACAUUGAGCCAUAUAAUUGUUGGUACAAUCUCUCUCCCAAUCUAUUCAAAUUAGAUUUAACGACCAAUGUAUUAGAGAAAAUUGAAUAUUCAUUGAACAUGCUCAAUCAUACAAGACUCAUUCAUGAUCAAAAUAGAAUGAAAUUAUACGAUGAGAAUGCAAAUGUUAUGAAUUAUUUAGAUACUUUUCAUCGAUUAUUAUCACAUAGUGUGAAUGUAAGAAUUAAUUAUUUAAAUGAUUAUCCAAGGAAAGAUGAAGAAGUAUGCAUAAGGAUGAUGAAUCAUCAAAAUUAUCAUACGAAUAUGACUAACAACAACACAAUGAACACUGACAACACAAACACUACCAUAACUAACAUGACUAUUCCCAACACGAUUCCAAACAACAUGAACCCUCUUUGCAUUCCAAAUGAAGCACCAUUUGCAAUUCUAUUUUCCGGUGGAAUUGAUAGUAUUGUAUUAGCAGCAUUGGCACAUUUAAACACUAGUGUUUGUACACCAACGAGUAGUAGUAGUUGUUAUCGACAUCAACACAAUACCACCACCAAUACCACUACCACUACCACUACCACCAUUCAACAUUUCAAACAACAAGAAUUACCCAAAAUUACACUCAUCAAUGUAUCCUUUGGAAAUACACUCUCUCAAAUAGAAUCUUCACAUGAUCGAAUUCAAAGUAUUCAAUCAUUCAAAAUACUCAAUUCUAAAUAUAAUGAUCGAUUUCGAUUAUUACUAGUAAAUGUAUUGAAGAGUGAAUUAGAAUUAGAAUAUUCAGAGAGAAUUAAAGAAUUAAUUCAUCCCAAUAAUACUGUAUUGGAUUAUACUAUUGGAUGUGUAUUGUGGUGUGCAUCGAGAGGAAUUGGUUGGUUAUAUCAUCAUGAUAAUAAUAAUAAUAACAACAAUCAUGAUGACAAUAAUAACAAUCAUGUUAACCAUGAUGAUAAUAAUAACAAUAACAACAGUAUUGGAAUUAACAAUAACAACAAUAUUGGAAUUAAAAAGAAUGAAACCAACACAACCUUACAACUCUACAAAUCCACAAGUAAAGUUUUACUGUGUGGAGUUGGAAGUGAUGAACUAUUUGGUGGAUAUCGAAGAUAUUUGAAACGAUUUUCACAACAAGGAUGGGAAGGAUUGAAUACAGAAAUGAAUAUGGAUUUGAAUCGAUUAUGGUAUCGAAAUUUAGGAAGAGAUGAUCGUAUCAUUAGUAGUCAUGGAAAGGAAUGUCGAUUACCUUAUUUGGAUGAAUCAUUGAUACACCAUGUUCAACAAUUACCAUUGAAUGUUGUUGUAGAUUUGAGAGAAAAGAUUGAACUUGAAAAAACAUUGAAAUGUAACAAUUCCAAAGAAGGAGCACUCAUCACUCGAGAUAAAUUAAUUUUGAGAGAAUACUGUAAACAUGUAUUGGGAAUUGAACAAUGUAAUCAACCAAAGAAGGCCAUGCAAUUUGCAUCGAAUAUUGCCAAGGUCACAAGAACAAGAAGAAGAGAGAGAGGAGAUGAAAGUAUUGAAGAAUGA
Molecule: messenger RNA, 2574 nt
Organism: Naegleria lovaniensis
Lineage: Eukaryota; Heterolobosea; Eutetramitea; Acrasida; Naegleriidae
Exons: 1
Coding region: 1-2574 (857 amino acids)
Molecular function (GO): asparagine synthase (glutamine-hydrolyzing) activity
Source: RefSeq, a predicted model, not a curated record